AUGCUGCAGACAGCGUUGCUUCUGUUGCUCCUGACAUCGUCCGUGAGGUGCGCCCCAGGUGGCGCAGAGCAGCGGAAGGUGUCGGUACUUCAGGGACGCAUAGUCAAUGGCGAAGAAGCAGAACCAGUGGAGUUCCCUCAUAUGACGCUUUCUGUGACUGACUCCCAACCGAGUGCAUCUGUGUCAGACGACAACGAUCUCCGUAACAGCACCUUCCCACCCUUCCCUCAGAAACCUGUGGCCAGUCACCCCUUAGCCACCGGUGUUGCAUUAUCUGUCGGCAACAAACGACGACGUACUAUAAGUGACGGUAGUGGUUCCGGCGAACAGGCAGUAAAAAAUCAAACCGAUGACGCGGAGCCAUGGGCCUCCACACAGGACACGCAUGUGUCGGAUGACUCAGUUACGACCCGCCAAAUUCCCAUUCAACCGCCCGACGCAGAAACUGUCAAUACGAGUGCAGCCGAGUGUUUACAGCAAUCCGUUCCGAUGCCGCUUGCCGACUCGCCGCAGGUGGCCAACACACAAGAGGCGGCAGUCAGUCAACUGCAACUCGUAAACACGGCGGAUGAAGCACGCGGUGUAGAGCAUAACAUAAACAGCCGCCACCUUGAAACUGCUUCCAAACAACACGAGGACCCGGACAGCUGUAUACAAACAGCCAGUGCGGCUCCAAACAAACACAGUGAGCCUACGGAAGCCGCGUCUUCGGACUUGCCGUCACCCGUUCCGAAGCAAGGACUUCCACAUACUGCUUACAGCCAUGACUCGCCGACUCCGCCGUCUUCAAUGACACUUCGGACGACUUUGCGACGGCAAAAUAAAGUUAAACCAAAGGACUCCGUGGCUGGAAGCAACUCAAAAAGUAAAGUCAGCGCAAAAACUGGUACAAAACCUGCGGAUGUGCUGCUGCAGUGGAAUAGCGCUAAGCGGUGCGGCGCCUCCAUCUUGAACGAGCAGUGGGCGCUCACGUCAGCCAGCUGCGUGUACAUCACCUACGGCACAUAUGAAGCCUUGUCUGGUACCAUCAACCUGAACGAGGGGGGCACGAGACACGCGGUGACGGAGAUUCAUAGUCAUCUGGGCUACAAUCCUAAUGAUUCCUGGCUCAACGACAUCGCUGUUUUCAAGGUGAGCCCAGAUUUUCCAAUAGAUGGAGUCAACGUGGCACCAAUACAGCUGCCAGAGCCGGCAGAGGAGGUUCCAGAUGGAGUCAACGUCACAGUCAUAGGUUGGGGAGAUCUGUGGUAUGGAGGACCGCAGCCAGAAAACUUGCGCAAAGUGGACUUGGGAGUAGUAAACCAAGAGGAAUGCCAAGCGGUGUGGGGCGAAGAUGGCUACGCCAUCUACCCUACGCAGAUGUGCGCUGCUCGCUUCGAGGAGAACAACUACGGCUCCUGCUACGGUGAUUCAGGUGGUCCACUGCUCUACGAGGGAAAGAUUGUGGGGAUUGCGUCAUGGGGAUACGAGUGUGCUACCCCUCCAUAUCCCUCAGUCGCCACCCGCGUCUCCAUGUACAUAAACUGGAUCAUCGAGAACACGAACGGAACAUUGGUGCCGCACUAG
This is a messenger RNA of Schistocerca cancellata (South American locust), 1566 nucleotides long. Its product is annotated as transmembrane protease serine 9-like. Gene Ontology annotation, molecular function: serine-type endopeptidase activity. The transcript has 8 exons. Bases 1 to 1566 code for a protein of 521 amino acids. The record is from RefSeq and is a predicted model, not a curated record. Lineage: Eukaryota; Metazoa; Arthropoda; Insecta; Orthoptera; Acrididae. Gene Ontology annotation, biological process: proteolysis.